AUGCCUCAAAUGCGACUGAGAGGAGGAUCACAUACAUUGGUUCAAACUAAAAGUCAUACGAUAGGAGAGGACAUCCUCGGCGAUGGAGGAAUCAUCAAAAGAAAGAUCCGAAAUUCGACUUCGGACGCAUCUCCCAAGACGGACGACUUCGUUUACAUCCACUACCGUUGCUACAAUGCGAGCUCAACAGUCCCUUUCGAUGACUCUCGAACUAACGACGAGAGGAACAACGAGCCGUUCGGGUUUCUUCUGGGCAGGGGAGACGUCAUGAAGGCAUGGGAGAUCGCCGUGUCGACCAUGAAGGCGGGCGAGGUUUCACUCUUCUUCAUUCGGAAUGAGUACACGUUUGCUGCCGACGGGAGCCGGUUGAAAGGAUUGUUCUCUCUCGCAUCUCCCAACCAUGCUAAGGCUGUCCCGCACGACGCAGACAUCCUCUGUGAGAUCGAGCUGGUGGAGUUCGGAAGGGGAAGGUCCUGCACCAAGGACAGGAAGGUGCGCUUGUUCGAGCUCGCAGAUCGUGCUCCGCUGCCGACGUUCGACCGCCCUAAGUUCCAGUACAUCGACGAGGUUGAGCUGAAGUUGUCUGUGAGUGUUGCAGGCGAGAAGCUCAUCGAGCAUGAGGAAGUCCCUGCUCGGUAUCCGUUCGGCAGGGGAGUCUUGCCUCCCGGCCUCGAGCUGGUCAUCAACGAGUAUCUGUUCCCCAACGUAACCACAAGGUUGCACCUCGUUGAUGAGUGGGGCCUCAACUGCUCGCUCUUCCGAAACAUGUCCUCGACGAGGAGAGACCUGAUGCCGACAGCGGACAUGUCGGACACGAGCUCGGCGGUUGUCAUGGACGUCAACGUUACGCUGGUGGACUGGAACACAAGAUAUCCAGUCGAUGAUCUCCCCUCAGGAUGGAUCAAGUGCGUAGGGUUGCAGGCUCGGAUGUGGUCCGCGGCGUCACUGGAGGAGGCACAGUGGAGGUGGGACAGUCACUGGACAGGACAGCUCUACGAUGAGAUUAUAGAUGAUGGGACUGAGACGAUACUGUCUUUCCGGAUGCGAGCGAUCAAGAAUUCGAGCCACGUAAUCCUCUACCAGAGGAAAUUUGUCGAGUGCGAGAUCGGGGACGGGAGGCUGCCUGCUGCGGUCGAGAUGUCGCUGCCGAGGUUGAAGGUCGGGCAGAGAGGAACGAUCUCCUUCUCCAAGGCUUCGGGUUUGUACCGCUGCAGGGACGCGGAGGAGGAGCUGGAGAGUUUGCUCGAGACUGCGUCGGACAUGGCAAUGAUCGAGUUCGACGUGAUCGUACAUGCUGCGGUCAAGAGCAUGGCAGCUUCCAACCUCACCAAGAAGCUCCUCAUGGCCAAUGAGAGAAAGCUCAUCGGCAACAGAUUCUUCAAACUGGGCCUGACGUUUGCGGCGGAGAACAAGUACAACGCUGCCAUGCUUCACUUGAACUUUGAGGAGCUCGAGAACUCCGAUGAAAUCCUCGACGCCACCACAUACGAAGUGUCAGCGAUAGAAGACGCAGAAAAGAAAGAACUAAUGGAGGCUCAGGGGAAUGUCUACUUGAAUCUUGCAGCAUGCCAACGCCGUCUAGGCAAUCCAAAUCUCGCCGUCAAGUUCUGCGAUCUCACGCUCGACAUUUCUCCUCGCCUCUCGCAGCAGCUCCGCUGCAAGGCGAACAGAUGGAAGGCGCUCGCCCUCCUAGAGGACGACAAGUAUGAGCUGGCCAAAAAGGCGGCCGAAAAGGCGGCCGAGAUUGACCCCGACAACGAGGAGGUGCUCAGUAUGCAGCGAAGGGUCGUAGCACAUCACAACGAGCUGAUGAAGAGGUGA
Messenger RNA from Guillardia theta CCMP2712, 1821 nucleotides. RefSeq lists its product as hypothetical. NCBI's taxonomy places the organism in Eukaryota, Cryptophyceae, Pyrenomonadales, Geminigeraceae. The transcript is spliced from 3 exons. The record is from RefSeq and is a predicted model, not a curated record. Gene Ontology annotation, molecular function: peptidyl-prolyl cis-trans isomerase activity; protein binding. The coding region runs from base 1 to 1821 and encodes 606 amino acids.